UCCGGCAGGUUGUGAAAUUUGAAUUCGGUUGCUAAUUCAUUGAUAAGAGAUAGGAAUCGCGAGCAGAAUGAUAAUGAAAUUUUCGUGGUUGAUACUAAUUUUAAGUGUAGCGUGGAUAUCCAAUUUGAACUAUGUUGAAUCCGCUAAAAUAUUGGGAAUUUUCCCUACCACUGCUAAGUCUCAUUACAUCAUCGGAUCCUCGUUGAUGAAAGCUUUGGCAAAAAAGGGACAUGAGGUCACGGUUGUGAGUCCAUUCCCGCAGAGCAAACCACUCAAAAACUAUCGAGAUAUUACAACGACCAUAGUUUGGGAAGCUGUAAAACCAUUUUCUUCCAACAUGUUGGAGUUCGCCCAGAAGGGUAUGCUGGACACCAUCAAAUCAACGUACGGUUUCGGCCAUGCGGUCGUUAAUGGCACCCUCAACGAUCCGGCUGUGGUAGAACUGAUCGCUUCGAAGGAACAUUUCGACUUGAUUGUGCUCGAGAUCUUUAUGAAUGACGCAAUGCUCGGUUUCGUCCAUCACUUCAACGUACCAUGCAUCGGUGUUUCCACAUUUGGUGCCUCCAAAUGGACCAACGAUCUGGUAGGAAACAUCGCACCCCCAUCAUACGUGCCGAAUCCAUUCCUCGGAUUCACCGAUCACAUGACUUUUGCUCAAAGAUUAAUGAAUACCGUCAUGUCGGGAGUUGAAAUCCUAGUGGAAAACGUUAUGGACAAACCAGUUCAAACAGAAUUCUAUCAGCAAGCUUUCCCGGAUCCGAAGCCGUCACUUGACGAGCUCAAAAAGACAGCUGUAUCGGCUGUGUUGCUAAAUAACCAUUUCUCCAUCAGCUAUCCUCGGCCAUACGUUACCGGUAUGAUUGAAGUCGGGGGUAUGCACGUGAACAGAGUUGCUAGCCCUCUACCGGAGAGUAUCCAAAGUAUUAUGGACAAUGCUACGGACGGAGUAAUCUACUUUUCCAUGGGAUCCAACAUCAAAAGUAAAGAUCUACCGCCAGCUAAACGUGAUGCUUUCCUGAAAGUAUUUGCCAAGUUGAAGCAAACAGUCCUGUGGAAAUGGGAAGACGACAACCUUCCGAACAAGCCUUCGAACGUGAUCGUUCAAAGUUGGUGGCCUCAAGACGAUGUGCUUGCACAUCCAAAUGUGAAACUCUUCAUUACCCAUGGAGGACUGCUGAGUACUACCGAGUCACUGUAUCACGGAGUUCCGGUCAUUGGUAUUCCAGUUUUCGGUGAUCAACAUCUCAACAUGGCCAAUGCCGAACGGGGAGGUUACGGUCUAUCGGUAGCGUAUCAAGAAAUUUCGGAGGACAGGCUCGACGAAGCGAUUAAUUCGAUUCUAGGUAACGAAAAAUUCCGCAACAGCGCGCAAGCAAUAUCCACGCGGUAUCGGGAUCAACCACAAUCGCCGCUAGAUCUGGCUGUUUACUGGGUCGAAUAUAUAAUACGUCACAAGGGAGCCCAACAUAUUCGAAUGGCUUCGGUUGAUCUUAGUUUUGUGCAAUACCACAAUAUUGACGUAUUUUUGGUCAUUUUUGGGGUGCCUCUGUUGAUCGUUUUGGUAUUGAAGCGAUUGCUUUGUAAACGGAAACAAGAAUUUUAUAAAAGCGCUAACGAUCGCAAAAAGAGAAACUGAAUAAAAACUAAUGUUAAGGCCUAUCAACCUAAAAACAAAAUUUAAAGUUUUAACUCAAGCUACUAGUAUCUAAAAAACCAUUUAAUUUAAGAAAGUCGAAUGUUGUUUCGAAGAUAAUAAAAACAUAAACGUUACAUCUGUUAUUGAAAAUACUGAAGUUUCUUGAGUUUUCAAUACAUUUAGAUAUAUGAAACAGGUCUUCAUAAGAAUCCUCCCACGACAACGUAUUUAAAACAACAUGAUAUCACGAUAUCACACCUGAUAUUAAAAAUGUUAAUUAUUCUGGGGUUUUGUGAGUAUAUUGAAAGAUCAAGAAAUAAGUACCAGAUAAUCUGUUUCCGUACGUUGGACGAAUUAGUAUGUAUUCUACGGAAUAAAUG
This is a messenger RNA of Uranotaenia lowii, 2016 nucleotides long. RefSeq names its product UDP-glycosyltransferase UGT5-like. Gene Ontology annotation, molecular function: UDP-glycosyltransferase activity. Lineage: Eukaryota; Metazoa; Arthropoda; Insecta; Diptera; Culicidae. The record is from RefSeq and is a predicted model, not a curated record. The coding region runs from base 68 to 1636 and encodes 522 amino acids. The transcript has 4 exons.